UUUGAUGCUGUUUUUAGUUUUUUUUUCUUUUGGAUUUUUCAAAUGUUUUUAGUUUUUUUAAAGAGAAGGUUUCAAAAAACAAUUUUUUUAAAAAAAUCUAAUGAAUUUUCAAAGGUAAAAAAGGAGUAAUUUUAGAGAUAUAUUUUUUAUAAAAAAAAUAAAAAUUAGUUUAAAUGCAUUAAUAAGAUGUAUCAAUUUUUUUUUGUAUUAAUUUUUAAUUUUGAUAUAUAUAAAUAUUAUGCACAAGGGAGAGGUCAAGAGAGGAAUUGGAGGGUUUAAUUUUGAUUUUUCUAGAUGUUAGGGUUCGACCUGUAAAUUUGCGCUGAGAUUAGUGCAGUAACCGUCAAUGGACGGCUCUGAUAAGUGGAUUUAAAAGGAAGAGGCCUCCCGGUUUAAGUUUUAAGCCGAAGCAAAAUCGGCACCAGAGCGAGACGCCGCUGCUGUCGCCGUCGCCGACGAUGGAGUUCUGCGCAAGCUGCGGGAAUCUGCUGCAGAUCCAACCGGGGAUUGGCCAGAGGGUUCGCUUCUAUUGCCCCACUUGCCCCUACGUUUGCACCGCCAUCAAUAAGAUUGUCCGGAGGCAACGAUUGGUGAAGAAGGAGUUGGACCCCAUCUUCAGCGGAGCCGACGCCAUGAAGUUUGCCUCUAAAACCCAAACAACGUGCCCAAGAUGCCAUCACGGAGAGGCAUACUUCAGGCAAAUGCAAAUUCGAUCGGCCGACGAACCAAUGUCGACAUUCUACCAGUGUUGCAAUGAGAUAUGCAACCAUCAAUGGCGAGAAGACUAGUAAUACAUCAGUUGCAACUGGAAUAGCCGAGUGACAUCUAUUACUGAACUUAUUUCUGCUGUCUGGAUUUCAGAGUCAAUAUUUUAGUUUUACUUUGUGCAUUAUCAGUAAAUUAAAGUUGAUUUUAUUGUCCCUAAACUAGGUUAACACUUAUUACACUUAUCUAAUCCAUAUCAUCACUGUUACGGAUUAGCAAGUAAAUUAGUGUCUUAUGUUAA
Zingiber officinale is the source of this 1006-nucleotide messenger RNA. RefSeq names its product DNA-directed RNA polymerase III subunit RPC10-like. Gene Ontology annotation, cellular component: RNA polymerase III complex. Gene Ontology annotation, molecular function: nucleic acid binding; DNA-directed RNA polymerase activity; zinc ion binding. Lineage: Eukaryota; Viridiplantae; Streptophyta; Magnoliopsida; Zingiberales; Zingiberaceae. Gene Ontology annotation, biological process: termination of RNA polymerase III transcription; DNA-templated transcription. The record is from RefSeq and is a predicted model, not a curated record. The transcript has 3 exons. The coding region runs from base 459 to 788 and encodes 109 amino acids.